Molecule: messenger RNA, 2693 nt
Organism: Physella acuta
Lineage: Eukaryota; Metazoa; Mollusca; Gastropoda; Physidae
Biological process (GO): negative regulation of apoptotic process; regulation of cell cycle; positive regulation of protein ubiquitination
Cellular component (GO): cytoplasm; nucleus
Molecular function (GO): cysteine-type endopeptidase inhibitor activity involved in apoptotic process; ubiquitin protein ligase activity
Source: RefSeq, a predicted model, not a curated record
UCGUUUUGGGUACGUAAAAUCGCCCGCGGCUAUUUAUGUACGAAAACGUUACCUCGUUGUCAAGGCUUUAAUAGAAGUAUAUUGUCAUACUUUUGUGUCAAAUAUUAUAGAUAAAUGAAUAAUAAACCUAAAUCAAUGGCUAAAUAUAUCGAUAUAGGCCAGAAAUUAACUUUAAACAGCAGUGUCUGAGAGCAAGAUUUGCUAUAUAAACAGCAGCCAUUUGUAAAAUAGAGUGGCUUCCCCCUGAAUCUGGCGCUAAAAGCUUAUAAAAAUAAAACUUAGACAAGAUGGCUGCUAUAGUAAAUGAGCAUGGUUGCAUCUGUUGGAAACAUCGCUAGUCUUCAUUUAUUACGGAAAAGUUUUAAUUCAAUUGUUUAAAAACAGAUUUAAAGUAAGAUGUUGAAGCAAGAAAAAAUAAGGCUGACCACUUUCACAAAGUAUCCUCCAAAAGCUCCACACUAUGCCCACUCACUAGCAGCUCAGGGAUUUUUUUAUUCAGGGAGUGGUAGAGAAGAUGAUAACGCUGUUACCUGUUUCUUUUGUGGGGCCUCCUAUAACUUCAAGUGCUCUGAUUCAGUUGAUAUCGUCCACAAGAAAUUAUGCUCAAAAUGCCCCAUGGUUACUGGUCUUGGCUGUGAGAACAUUCCAGUAGCUGUUCCCAAGGCCAGUUUUGUCCAACUAUUUAUACAGCUAGCCUCAUACAGAUCUGUACAAAAUAAUGUAAAUAAUCAGGUUGAUACAGACUCUGAACAGUUUUCUAACCAUUCACAGAGUGCUACACAUGUAAAUAUUCAGCAGGUUCGGGUAGGAGAACCUAAUGUCACAUCACAGUCCCAAAGUGUGCCUGUAUUUUCAUCUCAAGUGUCAGACGUAGCUGCUUCAUCUUUGCUAAUACCAUCAAACAUUGAGUACACAGAUUCUAGUCUGGUCACUUCAUCAUCAUCUAAUGCAGUUCAGUCUUCACAUCAAGAGAGAUCUGAAUGGCAACAAAACACAUCCAUAGCUGCUUCACCUUCAGAAACAACAAACUUAACAAAUGUGUCAUUAUUAACUGGAAGUGCUGCACCCAUUUCUGGUCAGUCUUCCAUAGAGUCAUCUCCAGAACAACCAACUGUCACUACCGUCCUUAAUUUAAACAAUGCUUCGCCUGAUGAGACAGACUCAGUCACAUCAGGAUCAGCCCAGGCUACUCAGCGAUUGGAUAGAUCAAGUAACAGGUUAGCUGAGAGCAACCAGCAAUUGGGUCCUGUAGCAGCCAGUGCUCGCACAGCAUCCAAACCCACAUAUGUUGAGUUGGGCAUCAUCACAGAAAGGCCAAAGCGCAGUGAAUAUGCCCUUCGGAUUAAACGAGUUGAGACUUACAGCGGGUGGCCUAGAGAACAUCAUCUGACUCCUAAUGAACUUGCAGAGGCUGGAUUUUUUUAUGCUGGUUAUGGUGACUGUGCCCGAUGCUUCUUCUGUGGUGGGGGACUGAGGAACUGGGAAGACGAGGACAAUGUACUGGUAGAGCAUGCCAGAUGGUUCCCUAAGUGUGCAUUCAUACGUCAACAGAUGGGGCAAGCCUUUAUAGAUGCAGUUCAGGACCUGAACAAAGAUAAUGACCUGAUAUCCUAUCAGAUGGUGCUGGAGAAAAUAAAGUGUUCUGGUUGUGACUUUAAUCUUGAAACAAGAGACAAUCCCCUACAGAGAGAUCCAGCUGUUAAAACAGUUCUUGAUCUUGGAUUCUCUAUGAUAGAUGUACUAGGACAGGCAACUCUAGUCAGAGAAGACAGUGGUACAUUAUCAGCUGAUGUUCUCCUGGAGAAAUUGGUUGAAAUGAAAAGGCCUAGAGCAAGAACUAGCAAUCUUCGCACAGAGACAGAUGAACUAACCAUUGAUAUUCCACAAUCUCUAGAACUAAUGAGAAGAAUAAAAGAACAGAACAACCAACUACGCCAGCAGACAGUGUGUAAGAUCUGUAUGGACAAGGAGGUGGCUGUCGUCUUUCUGCCCUGUGGUCAUCUGGUGUCCUGUGGGGACUGUUCUAUCGCUAUGAAAGAUUGUCCAGUUUGCAGGCACAAUGUCAAGGGUAUAGUCAGAGCCUUCAUGAGUUAAACACCUGUGAAGCAGGACAAUAAUCAUUCCAAACUACGCAGGUGUUGCCAGUAUGAAUUCACUUUAAUAGGAUUUCCAUUUGACAACACUAAUGCAGUCACAGUGUUGUGACUGCCCCUUUAGUCUUCUAGAAACACUUUAGUCACAUUUCCUCAGGGUUAACCUUCAAACUUAUUCCAUAAUUUUCUUAGUUUGUAUAAUAUGUAAAUUAUAGUAUGCCGAAUAAAAUACAGCGUAACUGAUAUUAUUUAUUGUGUACAAGUUUGCUACAAAAGUAUUUUUUAUAUAAAAAUAUUCUACAGGGUGUAUUGCUACUGUAGUACAAUUGUGAAUCACAUGUUGAACUACUUAUAUUUCAACAAAACCUGUGCUUGUUUUUGAGGAAAUUGUAGCUUUGUAUAGUUCACUUUUUGGCAGAGAAAAUGAUAAAACAUGCCCAAUGGCCUGUUGUAUUUUUUUUUUUUUUUUAACAAAAUUAUUAAAUUUUAAUAUUCUGUUUUUAAGACACUACAUUUAAAAAAUUAUUUUUCUUUACUGCAAUAUUUAAAAAGUUCCAUUAUUUACGUUGUUAUUAAAUUGCUAAAAUAAAUAGUAAACUU